CCGAAUAAUAAUUACAGGUCGACUCUUUACUUCCACUAUCCAUAUAGUCUGGAUACGUUUAAUAACACGUUCAAAGGCCUGUUGCUCCACGCCCAUCUCACGAAUGUCAGUACUUCGAGCUCUUCCUCGUGUGGCCCGCGUCGUGCGCCCUGCUCCUCCGUCCUUGAGAUCCAUUUCGACCACAAACACCAUCUUCAAAUCCCCCACUGCCGAUCCCUUUCCUCUCCCUUUUUCAGACCCCGAACUUGCUCAUGCAAAUAACUCUCUCCCCUCCAACUCAGAAGAAUGGCCCCUACCCGAACCUUUGGAUCGCACUGGCGAGGACGAGAAGACACUUCGAGCGAGAUUGAUUUAUCAGACUCGUAAGAGGGGUACGCUGGAGACGGAUCUUAUUCUGUCAACAUUUGCCAGAGAUGAGCUGCCAAAUAUGGACUUUGAGGAGAUGAAACAAUUCGACAAGCUUUUGGAUGAGCCUGACUGGGAUAUCUUCUACUGGUCGGUGAAAAAGCGAGAUCCCCCUGCACGAUGGAAGGGGACGCCUCUUCUAGAAAAGCUUCAAAAACACGCUAAGAAUGAGGGCAAAGUAGUUCGAAUGAUGCCUGAGCUGAUGCAGAAGGAGCCUGACCUGUAACGGUGAGAGAGUGCAUGUAUCACCGUAGCGUGCGUAAGCCCUGGCGUGGUUUUUAGCCUGCAACCCUCCUUUCGGUAUCGUCUGGCUUCGCAC
Molecule: messenger RNA, 724 nt
Organism: Cryptococcus deneoformans JEC21
Lineage: Eukaryota; Fungi; Basidiomycota; Tremellomycetes; Tremellales; Cryptococcaceae
Product: mitochondrion protein, putative
Exons: 3
Coding region: 104-631 (175 amino acids)
Biological process (GO): mitochondrial electron transport, succinate to ubiquinone; mitochondrial respiratory chain complex II assembly; protein-FAD linkage
Cellular component (GO): mitochondrion
Source: RefSeq, a predicted model, not a curated record